Blastomyces dermatitidis ER-3 is the source of this 1836-nucleotide messenger RNA. RefSeq lists its product as uncharacterized. NCBI's taxonomy places the organism in Eukaryota, Fungi, Ascomycota, Eurotiomycetes, Onygenales, Ajellomycetaceae. Bases 1 to 1818 code for a protein of 605 amino acids. The record is from RefSeq and is a predicted model, not a curated record. The transcript is spliced from 4 exons.
AUGUAUCGUCGAGACGAGCACCCGAUGAGCGAGCGCGAGCUUGUUAUCCGCCGGCCGCACGACCGAGAUAGUCGAUACGACUACGAGUAUCGUAGGGAGAGAGAUUACGAUCAUGCAUACCGCCCCUCCUCCUAUGGGACCUCCCGCGAUGACUCAGACUACCAAAUUGUGAGUCGGUCCGAGGCGGAUGACAAUUGGGCGAUGCGGAGUGCUCGUGAUCCUCGAGACGACGAUUAUUACUAUGCUCGAAGCACCAGAGAAUACGACCACGGACGGCAUCACCGUGAUGAGUACGAAGAACGCUAUUACUACGGCGAUAGCCCUCGCAGUUCAGCCUCUCGAAGAACCAGGAGUCGUCAUGGCCGCGACUAUAAUAGUGACGAUGACACGACAUACUCUCACAGAAGCCGACGCCAUCGCGAUGAAAGCCCACAUCACUACAAACGCCACCUUGCCGAAGGUGCGCUUGUUGGAGUCGGUGCUGCUGAACUGAUGCGACGAAAAUCCAAGAAGGAUGGCGAGGAAUCUAGCGGCCUGAGCCGCAUCAGCAUGGAUGUCGGUGCAGGAGCCCUUGGCGCUGUAGCUGCUGAUGUUAUCCAACGGGCUAGAAGACACCAUCGUAGCAGGAGCCGCAAACGCGCGGAAUCACUCGAUCGCGGUCGGGAUCGCAGUCGGGAGCAUCGGCACCGACACCGUAGACACCGGAGCCGCUCAUCUUCAGAUUCUCAUGUCAAAACCCUCGCAGGGCUCGGACUAGGUGCAGCAGCCAUUGCAGGAGCAGUUGCUCUAGCCCAGAAAAAGUCUCAGAAGAACGCAGACAAAUCAAAAAAUCACUCGCACGACAGACGAAGUCGCUCCCGUCACCGCCGGGGAUCCGGCUCGAGCGCUGACGAAGACCGAGCCUCGCAUCGCAACAAACGAACGGCAGAAGCCGGACUUGUCGGUGCAGCAGUUGCAGGCUUGAUUGAGCGAGCUAGGAGCAAGUCACGAUCCCGAAAAGGGGAGAAAUCGCCAGGUAGGAUUAAGCAGGGUCUUCCAAUUGCUGCUGCUGGCCUUGGUACUGCGGCGAUUGCCAACCUUUAUGAAAAGCACAAGGAGAAGAAAGAAAGUGAAUCCUCUGAGCGAGGACACAGACGAAGGUCCAGGUCGAAAAGUGUGGCUCGAUCAUCAACCUAUCCAGAUGCCUCCAGAUCCGCCCCUCAGCUCGUCGAGUAUGGCGAUGAUCCCAUAUACGGAAGUAUCCCAGCGGAUAACUAUUAUAGACGACCGCCGAGCCGACAGCCAUCUCGUAAUCGCAGGGCCAGCCGCAGCCGCACUCGUUACCGUGAUGACGGCCCAGGAAGCGGGACCUCAUUUUCUGACCGAGACAGUGGACGUGAACAUCGCCACAAUCAUGGGAAUCGUAGCAGAAGCCGUACUAGGGACCUUGCAACUGCCGGGCUCGCCGCUGCGGGUGCAGGGCUUGCUGCUCGAGAAUAUACGCAACGGCAGGAGAGAAAGAAAGCUGAGAAGGAGCGCAGAACAUACCCUCAUGACCAUGACUAUUUACAAUCAUUUGAGGAGGAAUAUGAACCCUCUACAUAUGUAGCGUCUCCCCCGCUAAAUAGUCCGUACUAUCCACAAGAAAACCGAUUCCCACUCCCACCUGGCUCAACCCCUAUCCCACCACCCCCGCCCAACGUCCAGCCAGGACCAUAUAACCCGGCCGAUUACCCGCCGCCUCCAGCCGCAGCCCAGCCGCCGCCAAACCAUCCUUACCCUCCCCCUCCGGGAGGGGACUCAUCUGCACCCAGGACCAGGGCCGACGAGAAUAAAUAACGACCACAUCACCUCGAC